Messenger RNA from Heterocephalus glaber (naked mole-rat), 5210 nucleotides. NCBI's taxonomy places the organism in Eukaryota, Metazoa, Chordata, Mammalia, Rodentia, Bathyergidae. The record is from RefSeq and is a predicted model, not a curated record.
GGAAGUGCCCUGGGGCCGACGGGGGUGCUUCCGGCCUGGCCGUCUGCGCUUUUGUCCCGCCGGCGGCCGGGCUCCCUCGGCGCCGCCACAGCCAUGUCACAUUUGAAGAGGAACACUGAGGAUGAGGAAUCAAUUGAAACAAAUGAAUAUGUUGGAAAUCAAGACUAUAAGUGGCCCAAAGUGGAAGGUCUUCACAAGGAUCAUAAGCAAGAAUCAAAGAUUGGUGAAGUUUGUGAUUGGAAUAGCAAGGUGGAGAAUCCAUUGGAAGAGUCCAAGGGGAAAAGAAUGAAGGGAGACCUAAGUGGCACUGUGGAAAAGAUUGGCAAAACUGAGAACAUGGCAAAUAUAAAGACAGAACAGGAAGAUGAGGCAUCUGAGAAAAGCUUACACUUGAGGUCAAAGCCUGUUACCCACCAGACUACUCCUACAGAACAGAAAAGCAAUGAACAAAGCAAUUGCGUGGAGAACAUUAAUGGAAACUCUUACAGCAGUCUACAGCAGAAAACCAGUGCUGUUAAGAAAUCACAUAAAUGUGAUGAGUGUGGGAAGUCCUUCAAAUAUAACUCCCGUCUUGUUCAACAUAAAAUUAUGCACACUGGAGAAAAACGCUAUGAGUGUGAUGACUGUGGAGGGACUUUCCGAAGUAGCUCCAGCCUGCGAGUCCACAAGCGCAUCCAUACUGGAGAGAAGCCGUACAAGUGUGAUGAGUGUGGGAAAGCUUACAUGUCCUAUUCCAGCCUUAUAAACCACAAAAGCACCCAUUCUGGGGAGAAAAACUGUAAAUGUGAUGAGUGUGGGAAAUCUUUCAAUUAUAGCUCUGUUCUGGACCAGCAUAAAAGGAUCCACACUGGAGAAAAGCCCUAUGAGUGUGGUGAGUGUGGGAAGGCCUUCAGAAAUAGUUCUGGUCUCCGAGUCCACAAAAGGAUCCACACAGGGGAGAAACCUUAUGAAUGUGACAUCUGUGGGAAAACUUUUAGUAACAGCUCUGGUCUGAGGGUCCACAAAAGGAUUCAUACAGGUGAGAAGCCCUAUGAAUGUGAUGAGUGUGGGAAGGCCUUUAUUACUUGCAGGACACUUCUAAACCAUAAAAGCAUCCACUUUGGAGAUAAACCGUAUAAAUGUGAUGAGUGUGAGAAAUCCUUUAAUUAUAGUUCUCUCCUCAUUCAGCAUAAAGUCAUCCACACUGGAGAGAAACCUUAUGAAUGUGAUGAAUGUGGCAAGGCCUUCAGGAACAGCUCGGGCCUCAUAGUGCAUAAAAGGAUUCAUACAGGAGAAAAACCUUAUAAAUGUGAUGUCUGUGGCAAAGCAUUCAGCUAUAGCUCAGGCCUUGCCGUUCAUAAGAGCAUUCACCCAGGGAAGAAAGCUCAUGAAUGUAAGGAGUGUGGCAAAUCCUUUAGUUAUAACUCCCUUCUUCUUCAACAUAAAACUAUUCAUACUGGAGAGAGACCUUAUGUAUGUGAUGUGUGUGGGAAAACUUUCAGAAACAAUUCAGGCCUCAAAGUCCACCGGAGACUUCAUACUGGGGAAAAACCAUACAAGUGUGAUGUGUGUGGGAAAGCCUAUAUCUCACGCUCUAGCCUUAAAAAUCACAAAGGUAUCCAUCUUGGAGAAAAACCCUAUAAAUGCAGCUAUUGUGAGAAGUCCUUCAACUACAGCUCUGCCCUUGAACAGCAUAAAAGGAUUCAUACUAGGGAGAAACCCUUUGGGUGUGAUGAGUGUGGAAAAGCCUUCAGAAACAAUUCAGGCCUUAAAGUACAUAAACGAAUCCACACUGGGGAGAGACCUUACAAAUGUGAAGAAUGUGGGAAAGCAUACAUCUCACUCUCAAGCCUUAUAAAUCAUAAAAGUGUACACCCUGGGGAGAAGCCCUUUAAGUGUGAUGAGUGUGAAAAAGCCUUCAUCACAUACCGAACCCUUAUAAAUCACAAAAAAAUUCAUCUUGGAGAGAAGCCCUACAAAUGUGAUAUGUGUGAGAAAUCUUUUAAUUACACUUCACUUCUUUCUCAACACAAAAGAGUACACACUAGAGAGAAACCCUAUGAAUGUGACAGAUGUGAAAAGGUCUUCAGAAACAACUCAAGCCUUAAAGUUCAUAAAAGAAUACAUACUGGGGAGAAGCCCUAUGAAUGUGAUGUGUGUGGAAAAGCCUACAUCUCACACUCAAGCCUUAUUAAUCAUAAAAGUACCCACCCUGGCAAGACACCCUAUACAUGUGAUGAAUGUGGUAAGGCUUUUUUUUCAAACAGAACUCUCAUAAGCCAUAAAAGAGUCCAUCUUGGGGAGAAACCCUUUAAGUGUGUUGAGUGUGGGAAAUCUUUCAGUUACAGCUCUCUCCUUUCUCAGCACAAGAGGAUCCAUACAGGGGAGAAACCCUAUGUAUGUGAUAGGUGUGGGAAGGCAUUCAGGAACAGCUCAGGCCUCACAGUGCAUAAAAGGAUCCACACAGGUGAAAAACCCUAUGGAUGUGAUGAGUGUGGGAAGGCAUACAUCUCACAUUCAAGUCUUAUCAACCAUAAAAGCAUUCACAGUGGGAAGCAGCCCUAUAAUUGUGAGUGUGGAAAGUCCUUCAAUUAUAGAUCAGUCCUUGACCAGCAUAAGAGGAUCCACACUGGAAAGAAGCCAUACCGAUGUAAUGAGUGUGGGAAAGCAUUUAAUAUCAGAUCAAAUCUCACUAAGCAUAGAAGAAUCCAUACUGGAGAAGAAUCUUUAAAUGUGACAAAUGUGGAGAGUCAUCAGUGUAGCACAUCCCAGAUGAGGAUCUACGAGGGAGGGAUUGCUUUGGCUGGGACCAGGAUGAGGAUGCCUCUGUGGGAGGCAGAGCUUACCAAGUCUCAAAGAACUCAUAUGGAAGAGAAACCAUAUGAAUGUAAGAAUUUCUGAGGUCCUUAUUCACAGCUUAUAAUUUUCAUAGUAUCAAUGAAACCAUUCUAGAUAUAAGUAACUUUCUGUGAUUUUUCACUCGGCCAGUAAGGAAGGGUCCAGUGUCAAGAUAGUUGAGCCCUUUUGGAAUAUAAAAUAGUCCUCAAUGGGAAUUUAAAGUAUCAAAGCAGUGGAAUAUUUUUAAAUUCUAAAAAUGAGCAGAUAUUUUUUAACCUAAAAUUUGCAUAUGAAGAAAGGACUCCCAACUAGAAAUCACAGUCACCUUCAGAUAGUUCAUACUUGAGUACAUUUUGUGAGUAGAAAUGGAGGUAAUUCAGGUGUAUCUUUGAAUCCCAAUUGUAUCUUGGUCAGUAGAAAAAAAAUCUAAGAAGGGCCUCAAGGCAACAGGCAAAUUCAGGGAGAGAUAGGCUUCAGGGAAUAGAAAUUUAUUUACUAGUGAACAUGAGUUAUACACAAUGUAAUUGAAUGGUUUAGGGGAGGUGGAUAACCACUUCUGAAACAGAAUUUGGAUUUCCUUGUAGGAAAAGUAAAAAAGCUUAGACUAUUAUAAAUCUAACCUGAAGUAAGAGAGAGUCACUUAUUAAAAAUGCAAAUUGAAUGUACUAUGCUAAUACUCCAGUUGAAUGGGUGAGACUUUUAAAGUUUCAAAUGAACUCCUUCAAUGAAUGAUGAAUGUGUGAUAAAUGAAAACUUAGUAUUCAUACAUUACAAUAAACCAGUAUGUCAUGGAGGGAAUUUUGGCACCUGUAAUAGUUAAUGGAACACAUCUUCAACAUGAAUUUGCACCUUACAGAAAGAAUUGAUUCAGGGAUUCCAAUGAGUGGGAAUGCUGUGGAGGACAGCAUUUUAUUACAAGAGUUAAAAUGCUAAGUAGCUACCAAUAAUUGAGAGAGAUUAGGAAAUCUGUGUUUUUUUAUUCUUCUGUUAAGUGUUUGUUUUGGAAUUUGUUGUAAAGAUUUCAUGCACACAUAUGUACUGUAUAUUGUUUGUCGUAAAAUAUGAAUACUUUGUUCAGGGCUCACUCUGUCAUAAAGGCCAGAUAAGGUGGCAAAGUAAGGUGGAACUCCAAUAAAGAAAUUCUUCACAUGUAAACAGGCUGUGACUUGCUUUAGAUGGAGCAAUCUACAGAGCCGUUUGUGUGCCAUAUCUGUAUGGAGUUAGUUAUACCAGAUCCAUACCAGAGAGGGCAGCAGGAAGCACAUCCCACAGGGGUAGUAGCACAGGUUUCACCAAAAGUUAGGUGAUGCCUCCAAUAGAACCACAGAUGUAUUUUGAGGGGACCAAAGGUAAGCACUGUGAUAGUCUUAAUGGGAGUGGGCAGAUCAUAUGAAGGAUUGGUCACGAAAAAAUUUCUCAGGAACACAUAGAAUUUAACAUGAGAUAUUGUUAGCUAUGUAGAAGUGUUAUCUAGGUAACUCAGAUGCUUUAAGUAGACUCUCCUGAGUUAAGUAACCUGUCCAGGACUACUGAAGCUGGGACUUAUCAAUAGAGGGUGAACUAUAGGUCUGGUCUCUGGCUUCAGAAUCUGUCUUCAAGAGAACAAUCUAGUUUCCUAUCUCUAAGAUUCCUAUCAUCAGGUAGUGUCCAUGCCUCUAGGAAUACAAAAGAGUACUUUGUUUCUAACCCCCACCACUAGGUUUUGGUGGAUGGGGUGAGGACAGGGAGAGACAAAGUAUGUCUGCCAUUCAGUGCCAGUUGGGAAAGUCAUAAUCCCAUUUACUGUAUGUCCCCCUCUGCAUGUAACAUUGGCAAACAACUGUAUCCAUGGACUUAAAUAAAAGUCUUCAGCAAAUACUUGAGAUUCUUCUAUACAUGAUCCAUUGUCGGAAGCACUGUACAGGGACAGAAUGAAAGCAGUAAUACCUGGUAGUUAAAGAGAAAGAUGGCAUGCAAAACCCACUCUAGUAGAUGUGUGAACUGACCUCGGUAGGUGUUCAGAGGAAAGUGACGAUAGCCAACCAAGAGAGGAAUGGGUUUCAGAGACAUUGAAUUGUGUUUUGAGAGAGAAGUGGGAAAUAUUAUGUCCUGGUGAAGGACAAUAGCACACAUGUUAAGGUGUUCUCCAGAGUAACUUCUCUGGCAAGGCUGGUGUCGGCAGAAAUGAAGAGGAUGCAGAGUAGCGAUUCUUAGUGGUUGGAGCACAGAUUGGUCUUCUAUUUGUUCAAAAUGAGAGCAUCUCUGAUUUUUGCUAAAUAAUCAUAUUACCUGAGGUUUCCAUGUACCCUUGUGUCUAGAGCAGUCAGUAUGCCUAUGGCCAAAAGCCCUACCCCUUCCUUUACACAUGUCCCUACCCCUACUUGAACUCCAACUGUACCUAUUGCCCGCUCAUU